Talpa occidentalis (Iberian mole) is the source of this 5456-nucleotide messenger RNA. RefSeq names its product mitochondrial tRNA translation optimization 1 (gene MTO1). Bases 111 to 2189 code for a protein of 692 amino acids. The record is from RefSeq and is a predicted model, not a curated record. The transcript is spliced from 12 exons. Gene Ontology annotation, biological process: tRNA methylation; tRNA wobble uridine modification. Gene Ontology annotation, cellular component: cytosol. NCBI's taxonomy places the organism in Eukaryota, Metazoa, Chordata, Mammalia, Eulipotyphla, Talpidae. Gene Ontology annotation, molecular function: flavin adenine dinucleotide binding.
GACAUCAGAGCAAGAUGGCUGCGCCCUGAAGACUUUUCUCUUAUAGCCUGAGUGUUUGCGCCUUGCUAGUGUUAGGGUCAGAGUCACACAGAUUCUGCCUUCCUCCAACCAUGUUCUCCCUCCGCGGUUGUGGCCGCUCGGUCGCGGCUUCCCUAGCCAAACAGCACCUUCCCUUGGCCCGAUUUAGUGCUGAUAGCGCGGCUCCCCGUAGUCCGCACUUCGACGUGGUGGUCAUCGGCGGGGGACACGCCGGGAGCGAAGCAGCCGCCGCUGCGGCUCGGUGCGGCUCGCGGACCUUGCUACUCACGCACCGCGUGGACACGAUCGGUCAGAUGUCCUGUAAUCCUUCCUUUGGUGGCAUUGGAAAGGGGCAUUUAAUGAGGGAAAUAGAUGCCUUGGAUGGCCUGUGUUCUCGAAUCUGUGACCAGUCUGGUGUACAUUACAAAGUGUUAAACCGGCGUAAAGGACCAGCUGUUUGGGGUCUGAGAGCUCAAAUUGAUAGGAAACUCUACAAGCAGAAUAUGCAGAAAGAAAUCCUAAAUACCCCACUGCUUACUGUUCAGGAGGGAGCUGUAGAAGAUCUUAUUCUUACAGAACCAGAACCAGAGCACACAGGAAAAUGUCGUGUCAGUGGUGUUGUUUUGGUGGAUGGAAGCACAAUAUAUGCUGAAAGUGUGAUUCUGACUGCUGGGACCUUUCUGAGAGGUGUGAUUUUAAUUGGACUGGAGGUGCAUCCAGCCGGACGUUUAGGAGAUCAGCCUUCCAUAGGAUUAGCUGAGACUCUGGAGAAAUUGGGGUUUGUUGUGGGAAGAUUGAAGACUGGGACUCCCCCCCGAAUUGCCAAAGAGUCCAUUAAUUUCAGCAUUCUAAACAAGCAGAUACCAGAUAACCCAUCUGUACCAUUCAGCUUUAUCAAUGAAACCGUGUGGAUUAAGCCAGAAGAUCAGCUUCCAUGUUAUUUGACUCAUACCAACCCUAGAGUGGAUGAGAUUGUCCUUGAGAACCUUCACCUUAAUAGUCAUGUUAAAGAAACUACAAGAGGACCCCGAUACUGCCCCUCCAUUGAAUCAAAGGUUUUACGUUUUCCAAACCGUUCACAUCAGGUUUGGUUGGAACCUGAAGGAAUGGAUUCUGAUCUCAUCUACCCCCAGGGGUUAUCUGUGACACUGCCAGCUGAGUUACAAGAGAAAAUGAUCACAUGCAUCAGAGGCUUGGAGAAAGCUAAAAUGAUUCAGCCAGGUUAUGGUGUUCAGUAUGAUUACUUGGACCCUCGUCAGAUCACUCCUUCUCUUGAGACUCGUUUGGUACAACGGCUCUUCUUUGCUGGGCAGAUAAAUGGCACUACUGGCUAUGAGGAAGCUGCAGCUCAAGGUGUGAUAGCUGGAAUCAAUGCAAGUCUCCGGGUCAGAUGCAAGCCUCCUUUUGUCAUUAGCCGAACAGAAGGCUACAUAGGAGUUUUAAUUGAUGACCUCACCACCCUGGGUACCAACGAACCAUACCGCAUGUUUACCAGCCGAGCAGAAUUCCGUUUAUCACUGCGCCCUGAUAAUGCUGAUAGCAGGCUCACUUUUCGAGGAUACAAGGAAGCUGGCUGUGUUUCCCAACAACGAUAUCAAAGAGCUACUUGGAUGAAAUCUUCUUUAGAGGAAGGCAUUUCUGUGCUAAAAUCCAUUGAGUUUUCAAGUUAUAAAUGGAAACAAUUAAUCCCAGAGGCUUCCAUAAGUACUGGCAAAAGUCUUCCUCUCAGAGCUCUAGAUGUUCUGAAGUAUGAGGAAGUUGACAUGGAAUUGUUGGCCAAGGCUGUUCCAGAAACCUUGAAGAAGUACACUAAAAGUAGAGAGCUAGCUGAAAGAUUGAAAAUAGAAGCUACUUACGAAUCGGUGGUGUUUCAUCAGCAACAAGAAAUAAAGGAAGUUCAACGAGAUGAAGCCCUCCAACUGCCAGAAGACCUAGAUUAUUUAACUCUUAGGGAUGUGUCUUUGUCCUGUGAAGUUAGAGAGAAGCUACAUUUCAGUCGCCCUCAGACGAUUGGGGCUGCUAGUCGUAUACCUGGUGUGACACCUGCUGCCAUCAUCAAUCUGCUAAGAUUUGUGAAGACCACUCAGCAAAGACAGGCAGCUAUGAAUGAAUUGACCAAACCUGAUCAAAGCUUAUGUGAUAAAGACAGAUUUGAAGAGAGACAGUUAUAGAUAUGGGAUAAGAAGUCUUUACAAUGUGCACAUAUUAAAAUAACCUUAGGUUAUUAUGGGUUUGUCAUUAAUUUAUGAAGAGGACAGAGAUUAUAAUUGUGCUGGAAAUACCAACUGAGGUGUCUAGUCUUUUUGUGUAUCUGAAAAAUUAGUUAUAAACUCAAAUUAUACUCUUAGGUGCUUUAAUUCAUGGGCCUAUUAAUAUGAUUUUGUGCUGUUCAUCAAAGAGAGAUACAGUGAACACAAAUUAAAAGUCUUAUCUUUCCAUCUAUUUUGAAAAGUAGUCUUGUGCUCGGUUAUGUUAGCUUAGGAAGGAAUUUCAAGCAGUACAAAUUCUUUUUUUUUUUUUCACUUAUUUAUGCAUACAAGAGCUGGGGUGUAGGCCAGAGGUACUUGGAGGGGGGUGGUGAGAGGAUUCACCAGAGACAGAGUAGGGAGCAGAACAAGCAGAUUGACAGAAAUACACUGCUGAGGGGAGAAGUGGGCAAGACAGGAGAGGUCUGCUGCACCAUGUGGGUUAGCUCCCUGGCUGGGGAUCAAACUCUUGCUUCAUAGUGCUGAGACUUAAUCCCUUGCACCACCAGGGAGCCCCAGCACUUCUUUUGUUAUACAGUCACAAUGAUUAGGGUGGGAUGACCGUCUUUGACUGGCUCCUCAGACAGCUCAACCUUUCUGGAUAGAUCAGAGGAUGAAUAUAGCCAAACGUGCCAGAGAACUCUCCUUGUCCCUGAAAAUGCCAAGUCAGGUGUCUGAUAUCAGUCUAUGGAGAAGUUCCCAUGUCAACUUAAGACAGUUCCAAGGGUGCCUAAGUCACUUCGACUCGAGAUCUAUGUAUUAAGCCUGAUUAAGGGUGUAAGGCAGUCAGAUAUCUUGUAACUAUAGUCAUAUAUGGCUGCUUGAAUGGAGCUCAAUUUUCAUGAAUUUGUUUCAUAUAAUUUUAGUUUUUCCAUAAAAUAGUCAAGAUCAGUAGCAAGUAAAAAAAAAAAUCUGGAUCAUUUACCAAUGAUGAAUUCUUUUUGAUACUUGAUUUAAUUAUUUCAAAAAGUAGAAACUUCUUUUAGUUAUCAUGACUGUUUCCUGGGCAGAAUUAUCAUUACAGAGGCAGUAUGGAUUAUAGUACUAUAUUAUAUUUUUUGAAGAAGGUAUUUUGUCUUACCUAUUUAGCACUAGAUGGGAAAUACUCUUUUUAACUUUGUUUUUUCUUAGUUAAAUACACACAUAAAAGCAGUGAAUAGUGUGCUUACUGAAUACAAUAAAACAAAAAUUUAUCUUGAGAAAACAUUAAGUGCUUAAAUGCUUUAGAAGUUUCUCAACAGCUCUAAUUUGGACCUUGUGAUACUAUUCCUAUAAAGAAAUUUAAGUUUUCUAAUUGUAAUUCCAGUAGUAGCUGUCUCAUUGAAAAAUAUUUGAUGGAAAACAUGUUUAAGUUCUGCUAUUCAAAUCCAUAAUUUACAAUAUGUUAGCUUAUACAAAGUUAUCUCACUUAAAAGAAUAUUUUCAAAACUUACUACAGACUAUGAUGCCCUAGGGAAAAAGCAAUUGAAAAUGGGGCCUCCCUGGUGGCGCAAGGGUUAAAGUCUCAGUGCUAUCAAGCUGUCACCAGCCACUGUUGCCUGAGUUUGAUCCCCAGCCAGGGAACUAACCCACAUGGCACUGCAGAACUCUCCUGUCUUGCCCACUGCUCUCCUCAGCAGUGUAUUUCAGUAGAUCCACCUGUUAUACUUCCCACUUCUGUCUCUGGUAAAAUCCUCUUACCCCCACCCCACCCCUCAUCUCUGGCCUAUACACAACAAGUUCUUGUAUGCAUAAAUAAAUAAAAAUAAAUCUUAAAAAAAAAAAAAAGGUAACUGAAAAUACAGCCUUACCCUGUCUAGUUACUUCAUUGAAAUUCCCCAACGGUGACAAUAGUCGCCAAUAGAAGCUGGAAUGAAUUUGUAAUUCCUCCACCUCUUACAGAUCACACUGCCUAGAAGUUAGAAAAACUAGGUACCAAAGUUCAUUUCAACGGGAACACCGAAACAGAAAGAAGGAGACAACUAAAAUACCAUACAUCUGUAAAAUGGUUGCUGGUUUGGGGAGGUAGGGAAGAUGCAGAAACAGAUGUAUGCUAAUUUAAACCAUCAUGGCCUUGAAUUACUUAUAGCCAAAAAUUUGGAUUUUAUUACUGAUUGCUUUAAAGUAUUUUGUCAAUUUUGAGUUUUAGCCUAGGUUGGAAUAGCCAUGGUUUUUCCCACUUCGGGAAAUUUAACUCCUGGAAUGCUCUGUCCAGGAGAAAUGACCAGAAAUAGCAAGAAAGCCACCAACAGAGAGUAGGGGCUCACUCAGGUACAUAGAAGGAAUAAAUUGAACUGCUUUCCAACUCCAAGGAGAACAAGGUGCAACUUUCUUUACUUGUCCCAAAUUUAGGUUCAUUGACACCAGCUGCCUCUACCAGGCCAUGCCACCGAAGUUCAUCUUCAACAAGAUCACUUGUACCUGAUGUACACUGCUGGGGUUAAGUGCAAUAAUAUAUGUAAAACACAACUUCAUAACUUGGUGAUGAAAAUGUUUUAAAUUAGAUUGUGGUGAUGGUUGCACAAUUCUGUGAAGAUACUAAGGACCAUUGAGUUGUACAGAUAAACAGUUAUGGUAUGUGAAUUAUAUAACAAAACUUGUAUUUUAAAAAAUUAAAAGAAUCUAUGAUUGUCAAACCUUUGAGCAUAAUUCUUAAACCUGGCUGGACAUCAGAAUUCCCAAUAGAGAUUGUAAAAGUAGAUGGCCAAGUCUUAUUGCAAGCAAUUCUUGGCAUCAAUAUUUAACAAGCUCCAUAGGUUAUUAUGAUGCCCAGCCAGCUGUGAAUACCGCUGGCUUGCUUCCAUAAAUAUCCAUUGUUUUAGCUGCAUUUGGCAAAAGCUAGAUUGCAAUUAAUUUUACAGCGUGUGCUGGCUCAGGAACCUAGAAUACAAAUAAUCUAAACAGUUUAUUGAAGUACUAGAGCAGUUCAGCUGUGGAGAAAACUGAACUUAAAUUCUGUAACAGGAAUUCAAGUCUUGUUACAGUCUACCAUCCAAUGAUGAUUUUUGGAUAAGAUCAAAUUUUUCAAAUGUAAGCCCACUUGAAUGCCUGCCUAGAUAAGUAUUGACUAAAUUACACUUAAGCUUUUAUGCCAUGGAGAAGGGAUACAAUUAUUUUUAUCUAGUACCUCAUUUUGGCUGUCAUAGACCUAAGUCAACAUUUUUCAAAUUUCUGGCUGCAAUUUGAAAGUAAUGAAUUAAAUAUUUUUUUUAU